GGAUGCAUUUCUUCAUGUUCAGACCUUGUGUCCCUCUUUCGCUACUUUUCCAUUUCCCUGCUCAGACAGGGGAUGUAAACAACCGCUUACGUGCGAUUUGAACACACCACUUUGUGCUGAGUGGUUGGAUUUGCUUUUAUACCUAUUAGUUUUUUUUUAAAAAAAUCAGGAUUCGCUAACCCUGUAUGUUCACAAGUCCAAAUGGCAGAGGGUUCCAAUAGCCCCUUCCCCAAACUAACAGUUGAUGCCCUGGAUUUGGAGGAUUCACGUCAACAAGAUGUCCAGUGUCCAGGGCCCAGCUCCUCCUGUAUGACCACCAAAGAGCUGCAGCAACACUGGAGGGCAGUGAAGCAAAGACUGAAGCCGGUCAAGCUGUUGUUUGAGAUCCCGUCCUCACGCAUCGUAGAGCAGCUCCACUCCAAAUACGUGGUGUACCGGAUUGUGGUGAUCCGCUCGGGCAGCUACGACUCCCACCGCGUGUCUGUUGAGCGCCGCUACAGCGACUUUGUCCGCCUUCACCAGCAGCUGAUAGAGGACUUCAGUGAGGAGCUUGAGGAAGUCACCCUCCCUCGUAAAUUCUUAACCGGAAACUUUCACCCCGAAAACAUCUGGGAACGCCGCCUGGCUCUCCGCGAUUACCUUGCCCAGCUCUACAAUGUCCGCUGUGCACGACAUUCCGGACACUUCUUGGAUUUCUUCACGGAUCCAGAACAAAGGUGUGUUAACAUUACAGAAAGACGAGGAUAGCGUCCAUCUGCCCUUUCAACCGACAAAAAAAGGAGGAACAUUCUUCCAACUUGGCAUGAAGAUAUCACCGCCAAAGACAUGGUGGAGAUUUGCGUUGAUGCUGGGUUUUUCUCCUCUGCUUGUUGCCACGGUGGCUCCUGCUGUUGCUGCCUGACGACUGUCCUGUUCCAAAGCUCGUCUGUGUGUCAGCAUGGCUAUUCUGACGAGAUGUUGAACUCG
Messenger RNA from Esox lucius (northern pike), 966 nucleotides. It is a transcript of the gene snx20, whose product is annotated as sorting nexin 20. Gene Ontology annotation, biological process: protein transport. Gene Ontology annotation, molecular function: phosphatidylinositol phosphate binding. Gene Ontology annotation, cellular component: early endosome membrane. The transcript has 5 exons. The record is from RefSeq and is a predicted model, not a curated record. Bases 202 to 747 code for a protein of 181 amino acids. NCBI's taxonomy places the organism in Eukaryota, Metazoa, Chordata, Actinopteri, Esociformes, Esocidae.